GUUGGCGCACUCUCCUACGGCUAUACGCGAAACAUAAUGAUAUUUCGCUUACGCAAGUGAUCCUGUUCAUUUUACGCUUCCGACAACGGGUUAUGCCCGAAUAAGGACGUCCAGCGAAGCCAGCGAGUGUCCGAAAGCGACUGUAUGUUUUUACCGUCUACAGCUUCCGAGUUCAUCGAUGACGUUUUUCACCGACACUGCCGAGUGUGUUUUUUUACUUCUUUACCGUAUCUUCUGUGUACAAAUUUGUUUUCUUUUCUGGGGUGCCAAAACCAGUCUGCAACUCGUGUCGUGACUCAGCAUUUUCCGCACCCACCCUAUCGCAAUUUGGUCUCCCCUUUUCCUCGUUCGCCGCGUCGCCUUCUUUCCACAGGCCGGGGCGUCUACUGAGUUUCGUUGUUCGGAUGUCUUGUUUUCUAGGAAGACUGGUUGACGUUUAGAGGAAAGGCAACUCACCUUCCACGCGUCAACUUCUGGGACGUCGCGAUUGUGAACAGCGUUGGUGUCGGGCAGGAUAGCGCACUGAGCGCGUUUUCUUCAUGGCAUUGGGGGAUCUUGUAAGUAGUUUUGAGGUUCUCUGCUCAGAAAACUUUUCUCUCGAACUCAGGCUGUUUUCUGCGAAGGGGGCGGUAUCGGCUAGGUUCAUUUCGUGGUCAACGUAAGGUAACGGUGUGAUCAGAGCAACAACGUCUGCUGCGACAGAGCGCUGCGGACGCCUCAUACUUCGAGGGUUCUCGGCAUUUCUUCUUCAUUUCGAAGACGCUGUCUCACUACCCACAGCCAGCGUAUUGGAAGAGUGACCACUACGAAGCUGCGCCUACAGCAUACUUCUCGAAAUAGGGAAACAGUUCGUGGUACAAGGGCACUGCAAUAGCCAUGGCUUGGUUGUGGUCGUGUUAGUAUUUCCUUCUGUAAGCGACACGAUGCAGUAAGCCCUUUUACUACGUUGUCUUAAGCGGUUCUGCUCAGGUGGAGUGCGAGAAUGUGUGGAUCUGGCUUCAUCGGUAAGAGGUUGUGCGGUGGAUGCUUGGCAGAAGUGCUCGACAGCCUUAGGUCAUUCUUUUGCCAUCUUGGUGAUAUGAAUAAUGACGAAGGUGUGUCAUUCUCCACUUGUCUUAUGGUAGUUUCGCUUGGUACUAUCUGCAGGGUUUGACGAAAACGUAACGGGGAACACCGUCAGGGAAUUAUCGUGUGCGCCCAGAGGAGGUUGGCCACAAGGAGCCAUUGUUUUUGCAUUGUCAACAAAUCUGAACCCUGUAACAAUUUUUUCCCCAUUUAAUGGGUGAAGGCUGUCCUUGUGGGGUUUUAAGCUCUCUCGCUCGUUUUUGCUUGUAUAGUGUGUAUCUGCCCAGUUGCUGCAUUGUCUGCAGAUGCGACUCUCACGUGAUUCUCAGCUGUGAGUCGAGUAACUUGCACCACGAAUCGUACGCUUCGGUCCUACUUUCACUUUUGUGCAUGCACACUUAUGUGUGCGGGACUUGCACAUGUAUCUGUACAUUUCGUGUGCAUAUAGGUACGCGAUCGACACAGUUUUGCUGCCUAUCGGGUGCGGUUUCAUCUUGUGUGUUUUCGAGCGUGAUCCGACGCAGGGUCGCAUUCACAGCUGGCGUAGGGGAUUCGAUUUCUCCAGUUUCUCUUCAUCUGUAAGGGCUACUUGUGUGAACUUUUCGGAGACAGUUUGAUGUAAUAUCGGUCCUCUUGAGGUGCUUUGCAUAUUUGGCACAUCGCCGGGCAAAGGUCGAGAUUUCCGCAUGGAUGUAAAUGUGGCAUCAUGUCGACUGAAAGAAAAAGCAAGUCGACACUGCGCACUGUGGGGACUCUCUUCCGGGGACUGAGCAGAAAAGAGAACACUUCGGAGGGAACCCAGCGCGUAACAGUACCAAGUACCGCUUUACCGUCGGACAGCCAUCGUGGAAGAAGCUCAGGCCGCUCUCCGACUGGACCUGGGGCUCCAGAAUUAGGUACCCAAGAGGCAACAGCAGGGACGCGGGCGUCAGGCUUUGGCACCGGGGCGUGUACCCCGCAGGUCCCUCGGUCCUGGAAAGGGAAACGCAUGAGGCGAAGUCGCCAUGGUGUCGCCUCCCACGUCAGGAAGGUCUUGCGCAUGAGAGGGGGGACUGUAAAGCCAGAAUAUGCCAACGUCUUCCUUAUCCUAGGGUUAUAUGAUGGAGAAUUGAUUCAAAAUGGCUACGUCUGUCUGCGAGCAGCUGACGUAACUGACUGGGGCGUCGAGGGUGCCCCGCACGCGGCCGCUCACGAAGUUGUGGUAAUAGGUGUAAAGGCUGCUGUCAAGCCUCCGACGCUGACGGAGGAGAGACGAGCAGUGAUUUACCUCCGAGACUACUUGGCUAGCCAAUUGACCGGAUACCCCUUCCUCCGCCACUGUAUUCUGGUGAACAAGAGAAAUCGACGCAGUAGUAAUUCGAAUGUCUACUAUUCAGUGUUGGGGACAGGCCAAUACAUGGCCAUUGUAAACGCUGCGACUCAGGUGGAUGGUAUGGCUCCCCUCGAAGUUUGCGUUGUACGUCGUAGUGGAGGCCCUCAGUUCGAAAUGGCAGGGACCAGCCACCGGUCUAUUGUAGGCAGUGUCGUUGGCACGUUGCGUUCUUCUGUGAGAGAGCUGGGUCUCGUCACCACUGACUAAAACAAGACACGCACGAGAGGAGGCAUAAAGAGAAGCGGAGCUGCCCUUUCUGCUUAGUUGUCUCAAGCUGUCCAUCAGUAUUUCUAGCUGCCGGCUGCCUCGGAGCGAGCGGUUGUGUGGUCCACAAGGUGCCCGCGGCAGUUGUCUUUUUGCGAGUAGACGCACAGUUAUCUGGUGAGGGAUGUUCUUCAGUGUCACAGCUAUGUGGGGACGCUGGUGUGCGGUGAAAGUGAGCAGCGUACGACGCUUGUGACACUAGUUGCAGAGACAUUGAGGGUGAUACGCAGCAGGUUUGAGAUGGAGAGUAGCCAGGACAUUUUUUCUGUCUUAGCGUUUGGAUCAGAGCGCGUCUAGUAGUUUCUGCAGAUGGGACACCGACAUCUGUAGAAAUAGAUACUGCGCGAGCUGUCGAGCAGCUGUAGAUGGCAUGUCGUCGGUCUAUAUGGAGCGCACUCGGGGCCGCUGUUUGAGUUUGAGAUCUCCACCAGAUGUUUGGGGACGUGAAAUUGCGUUGUGUUGGAACUGGAUGGCAGUCUACCGUGAGGGGUUGCAGGCCAUAACUUUGGUUCCUCUGUGACAUCUCAGCAGGGGCUGAUUGCCAAACUUCCUAUCACUGGAUUUCUAAUAUGAGUGUAGUUUC
Messenger RNA from Toxoplasma gondii ME49, 3284 nucleotides. RefSeq lists its product as hypothetical. Bases 1772 to 2644 code for a protein of 290 amino acids. NCBI's taxonomy places the organism in Eukaryota, Apicomplexa, Conoidasida, Eucoccidiorida, Sarcocystidae. The transcript is spliced from 2 exons. The record is from RefSeq and is a predicted model, not a curated record.